UCCCGAAACUGUUGGAAUCUGCCAAUCCGAAGGGCUCGGGGUCCCUCGCUGGUUCGGUCGGGACUGUAGAAAAACCCUAGUCUUCCAUAUUGUGGCUCAGUUGCAUCAGCACUUUGGACCGUUAAAAGCCGCCUCUUUCUUCCUCACCCGAAAAAAAAGGGCCAAAAAAAAAAAAGGAAACCAAAACUUUCAUUUCGUAAGCUCAGACCCCACCAUGCAAUUGUGCUCGGAGGCCCUGCAAUCGAGCAGCGCCCCCCUCGGAUUCUCCGAUUUUCUUCAGCCAAGACCCUCGACCCGCUUCUUGAACUAGACCCGAGCUGCCCUUAAAGCCAUGGAGCCUGCGGAGGUCAAGAGCGAGGCGCCCGAGGUGGAGGAGGGAACCCCCAACAAUACGCCGACGCCGCCGCCGCCGCCGGCGGAGAAGCAUACGCGCCGCAACCUCCGUGGAUCUGCUAGUGAUGUCAACAACAACGACGAGGCUGCAACCCUCGCCGAGCUCUGGCCUUCCCGGAAGUCCAAGUCCGACACUGCCGCCACUUCGGGAAAGGCCGGGAAGACUGUGGAGAAGAAAGACUGGACUUCGAAGAUGAGGAAGAGGCUCAGCAACUCGACGACUAAGCCCCCGGUGGCUCUUCGUUCCGGGAAGAGGUUAAGCUAUAAGAAGUAUAUGUCCUCAAUCGACAGAUCAGGUACCCCUACUGUAACCAGGACUGCUGUUUGGCUUAAGGCAGAAGAGGUCCGAUCAAAUCUUGACCCAAAUUUCCCAAGCUUCAUCAAAGUUUUGGUCAGAUCUCACGUCGGCAGUUGCUUUUUCCUGGGGUUUCCAAGUCCCUUUGGCAAAGCAUAUUUACCGCAGACCGACACAGCUAUAAUUGUGGAAGAUGAACAGGGGAAGCAGUAUGAGGUUAAAUAUAUUGGUCAAAAAACGGGACUGAGUGCAGGUUGGAGGCAAUUCUCUGUGGAUCACAAUUUGCUUGAGGGUGAUGUUUUGGUCUUCCAAUUAGUUGAAGCCUCCAAACUGAAGGUUCAUAUAAUCAGGAAAAGUGACAAUAGAGAAAUUGAAGGUGCCGUAGGACUCCUUAAUCCAGAUUCUCCUGCUGAAAAUCCAGGAACUGACAUCCCUCAAGCUGAUAUGAUCGCUUCUAAGCGUGGUAGGAGAAAACGUCCUAAGUCUCUCCCUUUGAGUAUCCUCCAGAAGAACAAAAAGAAGCCUCGCCAGCAAAAGUCAUUGACCCCUGAAAUAGGACGAUCUGCACAACAAUCGGGGAACGACAGUGAAGAGGUUGGUUCUGAGGUUUUGGAGAGCUCCAGGUUAAGUGUCACCAAGGUUCAAUUUAAAGAUGUUGCAGCUCUCGAGAACUUCAAAAUCUUGAUAGAAGGAGUUCUUGUGGACUCGGAGUUCCUCGAAGAUACCCGCCGCAAGUACUACGAGCUCUGUUGUAGUCAGAAUGAGUUUCUUCACGAGAACCUCAUGGAGGGCAUCAACUUGAAACUGAUCAUCGGCGCCAUAGCUGAAAUUGUCGGUAUUUCUGAUGCAAUAAGAGCAUGCGAUCUCGCUACCACUCAGGACAAGUUCUUGAGUUGGGAUAGGACUCUGCAUGCCUUUGAACUUUUGGGAAUGAAGGUUGGGUUUCUGCGAAAACGGGUUAAUUGGCUUAUAACCCUUGCAUUUGAAUCUGAGAGUGCAGCCGAGGCUCGAAAGUUAGCUGAAGCUAAAAGUAAACGGGCUUCUGCGGAGGAAGAGAUAAGAAAGCUGGAGUUGAGGCUUUUGGAGUUGGAGGAAGUGAAUGAGAAUCUGGGGGCUGAGAUAGAGAGCUUAAGGCCAAAAGUUGAGACCCACGCGCUGAAAUUCUUGGAAGAGGUUAAUGCUCCGUGGUGAGCGAAUUCUCUAUGUUGCUGGAAUGUAUUUCUGUAGCUUUUAGUCACUUAUGGCAUGUUUCCAUACUCUGUAAAGAUCUUCCAUCCUUUUCAAUGAGACGGUAGUAGUUGAAGGAAUGCGAGAGACCUGAAGUUUCACUAAAAUAUCUCUUAUCCCUUUCACA
Punica granatum (pomegranate) is the source of this 2042-nucleotide messenger RNA. The record is from RefSeq and is a predicted model, not a curated record. NCBI's taxonomy places the organism in Eukaryota, Viridiplantae, Streptophyta, Magnoliopsida, Myrtales, Lythraceae.